Molecule: messenger RNA, 975 nt
Organism: Gracilinanus agilis (Agile Gracile Mouse Opossum)
Lineage: Eukaryota; Metazoa; Chordata; Mammalia; Didelphimorphia; Didelphidae
Product: sugar phosphate exchanger 3-like
Exons: 1
Coding region: 1-975 (324 amino acids)
Cellular component (GO): endoplasmic reticulum membrane
Source: RefSeq, a predicted model, not a curated record
AUGGGAAAUCAUCUUGACACUCCUGGCCAAAACUUUGUUCUAGGACUCCGGAUUACCAGUGCCAUAGUGAGUAACAUCUUGAAAAACUAUGUAUUCCCCUUGUUUCUCUACUACAUCUACCAGUACGCCUUCUUAAUAACAGCCUCAGUGCAGUUUGCUGAGGGGACAGUAAUCUUCUUCACACUCUGGGUAUCACCAAAAGAUCUUGGCCUGGUAGAUGCCGUAGCGUUUGAAAGGCUCACAUUCCAUCGUGCUGUAGCAAAUGACAUCCGUGACGUAGAAGUACUCGAAAACAAUAUCUUGAAUGGGGAGAAUGAGCAAGAUGAUGAUAGAGUACAUCGAAUGCCAUCAUUUGCCUUCCGUUGCCUCUAUGGGUUUGUACUCUACACCAUGGCCUAUGCCAGCUUGAUAUACAGAGAAGAUUUUUUCUUCUUCUGGAUGCCCUUCUAUCUAGAUGACAACUUUCCACAGGCAGGCCAACUUUCCAUCUGGUAUGUUGUUGGAGUGGCUUUAGGGGGAGUAUUUCAAACCUUACUCUCAGAAAGAGUCCAGAAGAGAUCUCCUGUGUUAGCUGUGUGUCUAGCCAUUGGGUUCCUGGUUAGAUAUAGCUAUUUCCCCCGACACAUGGCUCUCAGUGUACUGCUGAUGUCAGUUGUAGGUCUUUUCAUCAAGAAAACCUCUACUAUAUUCAGUUCUACCAUCUUCCCUGAACUGAAUGCCCAUGGGCGAAUACACGGGAGUAGAGAAGUCUGGGCUAUAAUUACGGGCAUUGUGAAUGGAAUUAGAAGGAUGGGUGCAGCAACAGAGCAGUUUUUAACAUCUCUGCUCCAAAACAAAUUGGAAGGGACGUGGAUUUUCUAUUUUUUUGUGUUUAUCACAGUUUGCACCAUUCUCUUUAUUUCCCGACUACUGAGGAAAAUAAGAGGUCUUACACAGAGGCCAUUUAUACCCAUAGAGGAUGACCAGGAUCCCUAG